UUUGCUGCUAGCGGAAGAAUGUUCCAAGCGCAUUCGGUUGCACCCGAUUUCGUACUUUCUUACAUGCAUCAGCGAUGCCCAUUGCAUGGCGGCCAACAUGGCUCAUCACUGGUGCAUCCGGUACAACCACAAGCCUUGGCAACCCGCAGGUGGUAUGAUUCUUCUGGGGAAACUCAGUUGGGGUUAUCUGAUUCAUCCACCGAUCUUGGGGGGCAUGGUCUUCGAUUGAAUGGGUCGCGAUCUAGAUAUACUCGGCGGAAGUUCAGGUCGUGUGUUUUAUAUCGUUUUUCAUUUCACGCGCGGAAUUAUUAUGUCUUUCAUGACAACUGCGCCGUAUUAUUUACGCUGUAUUUUACCACUCUGCCGGCAAAGACAACUCACACGUCUGAUUGGCCCGCUUAUUUCUGCGCUAAACUAUUCCGACACUAGAAGCUAUUCCUUUUCUGGAAUGAGAGCAAACGCGUCUACCCCGGCUAUUUCUUCUUGGCAUCGAGAUCUCGCUUACCUCACGUUGUUUCUGAUAUCAAGUUGUUGCGUUGUGUGAGAGAUUGAGUUGUUCUCUAUAUGUAGUUAUGUGUCUUUAGAGCUGCUUAUGUUGUAGUAGAUGAUUAACAACUAAUGCUAGCAAUCACUAUCCUAAAGCUUACCGCGCUCUUCGCCGCGGGAGGGAGCCGAGCAGUAGGUGGUUUCCGAGCUCACCCAAUUGCUCAAUGCCUCAGCUAUUUUGUUUAAUAGUAUAUUUUGAGUUCUCUAAAAGCAUGACCGGACUAGAACCAUGGAAACCUCAUACUCUGCUAAGACAGUGUGUGCUUCACAACAAAACAUCAGCAAUGGCUGCAAGCCCUUGUGGCGUCAACCAAUUGUUGGACUUGCAAAUAUGACGUGCAAUGACUUCAUCACGUCUACUGCAACCCCAAACCCGUGCCCCAUCCGUCAGCUCCAUCCUCUCUUCUCUUCUCCUGAAAACAAUUGAACGACUAUUCCACGAGCCACUCUGUUUCUCUCUAAAAAAAAUAAUCAUAUGCAAAGUCAUCAUAUAUAUCAAGCAGGGAGUUUUUUGGCCUUCUCUUUUCAACGAUACCGCCCCUAUAUCUGCUACUCUCAGUGUCAUCAUCAGUUUCCUGUGUUGUGAUCUCUUUCCGUUCCUUCCGCUGCAACAUCGCCACAUAUUAAAGCAGUUAUAAUCAUUAUUUGAUAUCUGGGAGCAGUUUGGUGCAUCUAAUUUAAAAGUGUCAAUUCCCCUAUCCUUUAGCGAUACAACAUGCAAAGGGUGAAGUCGCUCGUCCAUCGUGAGCCGAAGGAGUCCGGAAAGUCUGCAUCUCACAUUCAAAGAGCGCGCUCGAGAAGGGUAUCGGAUGCAGUCUUAGCCGGACAAGGGUCCCAUUUGGCAGAUCUACGAUCAAGUGCGGCACCGGAAAAGGUUCAGCCCCGCUAUCCUGAUGAAGAGGCAGCCUUCGCAAGCCGCCCUUCAUCUCCUGAGCCGCACCAUCGUCGCAUUGAUUCUGGUGUCGCUGGACUGGAAUCGUCACAGCAAGAAAGCAAGGCGCUUGUCAAUGGCCCCCCAACUGGCGCUACUGCUGGAGGAACCAGCAGAGGUCAAAAUGCUCCACUGCUCAAAGCCAGCAUGAGAACCCAGGAGAGAUCUACAAGGCCGGGUGGUGUUGCUACUGAGCAAAAGCAACAAAUCGGUGCUCGAAAAGUAGGGGUCACCGAUGAGAUGAAAGCAGCAGCGUCUGCAGCUGCAUCUGCCUACUUUCGCCGCAUACCUAAUGCGCCUGGAGAAACGAUGAGGUCCGGGAAAGCUGUACAUCGUUUGAAUAAAUCUCAAGAGCCUCCCAUAUCUGCCUGGGGGAAAGGUAGGGAGUGCCGCCCUCUUGCGCAUGACCCUUUGGCUGGGGUGCCCUGGAGAGACUCCAGCACCCUUGGUUAUUAUGCGAACCCUGCUUCCCCGCCUUCCAGAGUACGAAAAAAAGAGCUACAGCGUCUUGCUCAACCUGAGCCCCGCGCUGCAGAGACGGGACAAACUGGGAAAGCUGAGUAUGAGCCCGAAAGUUAUUCUGGAAUGAUGAAAGAGCCAGGCAGGGAGGAACCCGAGAGACAGUAUGAAAGGCCUUUAGGCAUGGAAGCUCCCGUAGAGGAGAAGGCGUAUGUGGUACCCAGUACUGAAGGCCAAGCGAUGCCCCAGGGGGGAGGUCGUCGUCCGCAUGAAACAGAGCUUGAGAGACCUACGGGUGAAGGGCUCGAGGUGCCUCUAGAGGCUCCCAUGCAACCUACCGCUGUUGGACCUCCACAGUCUGCCCGAGUCCCCCAGCCUGAACAUGAGUAUGUAACUGCUGAGGAAAUUGCCGCCCGCGAAGAAGCAACACGCCGGGCAGUUAUAGAAGAGACAACGGCUAAAAGAAAGGCAGCAGAGGAAGUUGCUGCGAGGGAGGCUGUUACUCAAGAAGCUGCCACUAGAGAAAAUAUUGCCCGAGAGACAGCUCAGUAUGAGGUCGCAGCCAUGGAACAGGCGAUCAGGGAGGCGUAUGCUAGAGAGAAUGCGGCGAGAGAAUCCGCAGAGGCAGAAUUAGCUGUGCUGGAGGAAGCAACCCGUCAAGCAGUAGCAAGGGAAGCGGCUGCUCGUGACGCUGCAGCUGCAACGAUACAAUCCACCGAAGCUGCGACCAGAGAAGCAGUUGCAAACGAAACACUUGCGAAACAAACAGUGACAGAAAGAAUGUCAACCAAAGAGACGGUCACCAGAGAAGCUGUUGCCAGGGAGGCAGCAGCACGUGAGGCUGCUAAUAUGGAGGCUGCUAUCAAACACGCAAACACACGAGAAGUAGCAGCUGAAGAGGUAGCUGUUAGAGAAGCUGCGUUACGGGAAGGUGGAUUCGAUGAAGCCAUCGCUAGGGAUGCUGCACUCAGAGAAGUCGCGGCAGAAGAAGCAGCUGCGAUACGUGCUGAAGGAGGUGAAGGCUUUAUGCAGCAGGAGCCCGGCCCCGGGGAUACACUUGUUCGUGAACCUGGUCCUGGAUCGGUUGCCGCAGGGGGAGCAUUUGCCGAGGGGCCUCCUCCAGAACAGAUGGCGACUGGUGGCGCAGCGCCAUCUGCCAUACCAGCUGAUGCAGGUGCCCCUGCGGCCCCCGUGGCUGUACCAGUCAAUCAAUCUUCUUCUGCGGAACAAAAUCUCGGCGCACAGGUCGAGGAACAACGGCAAGGAGUAGCGCCACCUGCGGGCAGGAGGCCUUCUAAUGAAGAGAAGGAACUUGAGAAACAGCGAACAAAGGAGGAGAGGAAGCUUGAAAAGCAGAGAACAAAAGAAGAGAAGAAGCUUGAAAAACAAAGAACCAAGGAAGAGAAGGCUCUGCAGAAACAGAGGACCGAGCAGGAGCAGAAGCUUAAAAGGGAAGGAUCUGAAGAAGAAAAAUCCCGCCAGACGCAAUUAAAAAAGGAACAAAAGGAGACGGAGAGGCAAAAAGUAAAAGCCCAGAAGCAGCUGAAGAAGUCACGGAAGAAGCAGGAAAGGGAAGCCAAGAGGCAAGGCCAGCAAGACAAUUCACUGCUGUCCAAGAUACGUCGGAGUAUACGAGGCGAACGACCAGCUGAUUAUGGAGUGGAGCAAACUGUCCCCGACAGUGCACCUGCGACUCACACCUGAUGCCCCCUAACCGUUGUCACCAGUUGUUAUUGGAUUUCUUUGAUCAUGAAUUUUAUAACAUUUUUCCACUUCCCCCUUUUCUUUUCCUUUUUUUGUCCAUUGUUUUGGUUUCCCCUUGGACCUACGGCCGGUCGUUUCAAAAUCGAAGAUCACUAAAUAAUUUUAUUGAAAAAGCAUGAAUUACUUGGUCAACCGAGUGACGUAAUGUGGAGAGGGCAACAUUUGGAGCAUGUGAACUGAUGAUAAUAUGUUAAUAUCCAAAGGUUACCGGGGUUAAUGUAUCUUUAUUUCGGUUGGUUAUAGCAAAAGGGUCUUGGUUGUGGGAGUUGAGCGGGUUUAUCCUCAUUAUCUCCUCUUUUUCCUUGCAAUACCCCCUCUAUAUAUACAUAUAUUGGGACGCUGUUCAAGUUAGGGGCUUUUUGUCGUUAGUCUCUCUUUAUUUGUGGUUUAAUUCCUUAUCUUCAUAAUUACCUAUCCUCGAAUUUUUCCCCUGUUUUCAACAUAACACGUUCUCUUUGCUCCCUUGGUGGAAAAGUGACUACCUUUUAUGUUUAGUCUCCCAAUUCUUCUAUUUAUUUUAUUUUUACUUUUAUUUCAUUUUGAGUCCAGCUUUCUCUAAAGCAACCUCAGAAAAAGCGAGUCCAUCAAGCAAAAAAAAUUUGCGAGAAAAUGUGGAAAGUGAAUCGGAUGCAGGACACCCCAAAUACUGAUGCUCAUAGUGUUAUUGAAUAUCAUAAUGUAAUAUUGUUAUAUAUAUGGUUUUCAUAUGUUCUAACACAUGUUUCACGUAACUAUUUGGGUAAAUUGAUAGCCCAUCUAGUAUCUUUGGAAGGAAGAAAGGCUCCCCUUUACAUUACGCUCGGUAUUAGGGCAUUCUUGACCACGUGAUCAGGAUUGCCCUAGUUACUACCUAGGUACGAAAGCUGUCCACGGGUCUCUCUAUAUUCAUCAUGAUUGAUUCUUUUUAACCAGACCUAAACAACUUUUCUCUGCCCUGAGAUUUAUGGACCUAGGAACUAGUCGACACGACGUGAA
Molecule: messenger RNA, 4675 nt
Organism: Blastomyces dermatitidis ER-3
Lineage: Eukaryota; Fungi; Ascomycota; Eurotiomycetes; Onygenales; Ajellomycetaceae
Exons: 4
Coding region: 1262-3640 (792 amino acids)
Source: RefSeq, a predicted model, not a curated record